GUAGUUUUCAAAUCUCGGUCAUUACGAAACUUCAAAACUCGGGUUGUUUUUGACUUUGUUUAUACAAAUUUUCUGACAUUUUGUCGUCUCUCAUUUUUAGUCCACAAUUAAUGGAAUUAGUCCAAGAAAAUCUCUAACUUUCUCCUUGAUUUCUCGUUUCUUCGAAGAAAAAAACUCUAUUUUCUCUCUCACUCUUUGUCUUUCUCAGACUGAUAUCAGCAAUGGGAAAAGAACCACUGCUUCAGAAAGUGGGGAUUCAAGAAGACAUUGAGUCAGAUAAGAGGAUUUGUGUCAACGAUGGAGACGCUGACGGCCCCGUCACUUUUGUUUUACUCUUGACAACCUUCACUGCUCUCUGGGGCAUGUUCUCUUAUGGCACUGCCUCCGGCUAUACAUCACCAGCUCAAACCGGGAUUAUGGAAGGUUUAAAUCUCUCGUUAACGGAGUUCUCAUUCUUUGGGUCCGUAUUAACAAUUGGUGGACUUGUGGGAGCCGCGAUGUCGGGAAGAUUAGCCGAUCUUUUUGGUCGGAGAGGCGCUUUGUGGAUUUCAAACUCAUUUUGCAUGUCUGGCUGGCUUAUGAUCGCCUUCUCUCAGGCGACUUGGUCCCUUAAUAUCGGUAGAUUUUUUCUCGGAGUGGCAUCUGGCGUAACUUCUUACGUGGUACCUGUCUACAUUGUAGAAAUCGCACCCAAAAGAAUCAGGGGCGCGUUCUCUGCGGUUAGCUCGCUCGUGAUGUGUGCUAGCAUCUCCGUCACAUUCCUCGUUGGAUCAGUCAUUUCGUGGCAGAAAUUAGCUCUCUUAAGUACGGUUCCUUGUAUUUUAGAAUUCAUCGGUUUGUUCUUUAUACCGGAGUCUCCUAGGUGGCUGUCUAGAAAUGGUCGGGUAAAAGAGUCCGAAGCUGCACUCCAACGUCUACGAGGAAACAACACUGAUAUAAGCAAAGAGGCUGCAGGAAUCAAAAAAUAUAUGGAACAUCUUAAAGAAUUCAAAGAAGAUGGUUUUUUUGAGCUCUUCAAGCCUCGAUAUUCUCGUGCUGUUACCGUGGGAAUGGGACUGUUAGUACUACAACAACUGGGAGGUCUCAGUGGCUAUACAUUUUACUUGAGCUCGAUUUUCCACAAAGCCGGGUUUCCUAACAACGUAGGAGUAAUGAUAGCGACUGUGGUGCAAUCCACGAUGAGCGUUUUCGGAUUAGUAAUCGUGGAUAAAUAUGGGAGACGACCCCUUUUAAUGGUUGCGACGGGCAUGAUGGGUUUGGGGUCAUUAAUCACAGGAUUCUCGUUUUUGUUUCAGAGCUAUGAUUACCUCCACAAUUACACCCCCAUUUCAACAUUCAUUGGAGUGUUGGUGUUUCUAACUUCAAUCACAAUUGGAAUAGGAGGUAUUCCAUGGGUCAUGGUCUCUGAGAUGACACCGAUAAAUAUAAAGGGGUCAUCCGGGACGCUGUGCAAUCUAACGAGCUGGUCCUCUAAUUGGUUUGUUUCUUACACAUUCAACUUCCUUUUCCAGUGGAGCUCUUCUGGUGUGUUUUUCAUAUAUUCAAUGAUAUCGGGUGUGGGCAUCCUAUUCGUGAUGAAAAUGGUACCAGAGACUCGAGGUCGUUCCCUCGAAGAAAUUCAAGCUGACAUUACCCGAUAAUUUACUUUAUAACGAUAAUUUACUUUGAAAACAUUUAAUGGUUUUUUUUGUUUGGUAUCCAAAUUCCUAUAACUUUAUAUAAGUCUCACUUAUCAAUCAAAUAUCCAUAACUUGCACAUUAACCACUAAAAGAUUGGUUCGUAUUCAUAUUUGUAAGGUUGAUUGUAUUGAAGUUAAACUUGAUUUUGGGUUAA
Molecule: messenger RNA, 1834 nt
Organism: Thlaspi arvense
Lineage: Eukaryota; Viridiplantae; Streptophyta; Magnoliopsida; Brassicales; Brassicaceae
Source: the annotation of a GenBank genome assembly